UUCUCCACCGACCGGGAGAGGGACGGCUUCCAACAACCAGGGUUUCGGGAAAACCGAGAUUCUGAGGCUGUCCUAUGCUGGAUUUUAUCGUCGUAAAGUACGUGAAACCAACCUAAUUGUGGAUAUCUACGGUUUUCUCGGCGGAUCUGGGAUUUAAGGAACAAAUAACAAGUUUCUUGGUAUCCGCGAGCUCCAAGGUUUCCCCUGGAUCUAGCUGCAUUUUUCUUUUGCUCCGCUGUAGUUGGUGACGCGGCUCAACAGCAAAAUAAGUGAUCUGGAAGAAAUACCAUUGGAUGUUUCUUUUUCACAACGUUGCCUUAAGUAUACAUUAACUCUUUUUCUUGUGCACUGGACGCACUUUAAGGGCCUUACAUAUUUCAGCGCCGGGAUUUUAAAGCGUUUUCUCUGGCCAUCAAAUGAGUUGGCUAAUGUUAGCUUGCUAGCCUUGUUUAGCUUGGUUGCUAGCUGGCUUUUGCAAGUGAGCCUGUUUGAUGGCCUGUAAGUUUUGAUACAUGGUUUCAGAGCUUUAAUUAUCAUCACAUUUCUUGAAAUUGGUGCGUCAUGAUGAUUUCAGUGAUGGCUAUUGAUAGAAGUUAAUAAAUGUUGCUGCAAACAAUUGCCAGCACAGCAAAACCAUGCAACAGAUCCAAGUACCCAGAUAGCAAGCUAGCAGACUCCGAUAAUUGUCCAAUGUUGGUCUGGUUUGUGAGGCCUCUGGAUUUUUUCCUUCGUGUGGCGAACAUUUCACAGACCCGUUUCUUUUUUCUGAGUUGGUGGAUUUUAUAAUUUUUAAUGGCUUUGAGGAUUAGUGUAACUUUACCGUUAUAACUGAGGCCAAAACAACAAAAGGAUAACUGGUCUCAGAUUACAUUUCAGAUAAAGAACUGUUCCUGAAAACAAAAGAAAAGUGGACUUGAACAACAUCUAAGCAGUGCGAAGAUGAUGUGCGAGGUGAUGCCCACUAUCAGCGAGGCUGAGGUGGGGCCGGGGAACGGCAACGGCAGGGGCUCGGGCUCCCCGCUGCAGUCGGACUCCGAGGGCCACUUCGAGUCGCUGAUGGUGUCCAUGCUGGAGGAGCGCGACCGGCUCCUGGAGACGCUGCGGGAGACGCAGGAGAACCUGGGCCUGACCCAGAGCAAGCUGCACGAGGUCAGCCACGAGAGGGACUCGCUGCAGAGGCAGCUCAACUCUGCUCUGCCACAGGAGUUUGCAGCGCUGACCAAGGAAGUGAACAUGUGCCGCGAGCAGCUUCUGGAGCGAGAGGAGGAGAUCGCAGAGCUCAAGGCAGAGCGCAACAACACACGGUUGCUGCUGGAGCACCUGGAGUGCCUGGUGUCUCGGCACGAGCGGUCCCUGAGGAUGACGGUGGUGAAGCGGCAGGCCCAGUCUCCAGCCGGCGUGUCCAGCGAGGUGGAGGUGCUCAAGGCCCUCAAGUCCCUCUUCGAGCACCACAAAGCCCUGGACGAGAAGGUGAGGGAGAGGCUCCGGGUAGCACUCGAGCGGUGUAGUGCCUUGGAGGAACAGCUGACAAACACUAACAAGGAGAUCAACUAUCUCCGCGACCAGAACAAUCAGAAGAAGGUGCUCAUUGACGGCGGCACGCCAGAAAUCAACCACAACUCGGAAAGCCUGCCCAGCACCAACGGCAAGCGGUCGUCGGACGGCUCGGAGGAGGAUGCGGGGCGGUGCGUGUCGGACCUGCAGGAGCUGCUGGAGCGCCAGAGCAAGGAGGUGGUGCAGAUGAAGGAGCGGCUGGUCUGCCUGACGGGCCGCGUGGCCGAGCUGGAGGAGGACCUGGACACCGCACGCAAGGACCUCAUCAAGUCCGAGGACAUGAACACGCGCCUGCAGAGGGACAUCCGCGAGUCGAUGGCCCAGAAGGAGGACAUGGAGGAGCGCAUCACCACACUGGAGAAGCGCUACCUGGCCGCUCAGAGGGAGGCCACCUCGGUACACGACCUCAACGACAAGCUGGAGACCGAGAUCGCCAACAAGGAGUCCCUCUUCCGACAGACGGAGGAUAAGAACCGUCAGCUGCAGGAGCGUCUGGAGCUGGCGGAGCAGAAGUUGCAGCAGACCAUCAGGAAGGCGGAGACACUGCCAGAGGUGGAGGCCGAGCUCGCACAGAGAGUCGCCGCCCUCACCAAGGCGGAGGAGCGCCAUGGCAACGUGGAGGAGCGGCUGAAGCAGUUGGAGGCCCAGCUGGAGGAGAAGAACCAGGAGCUGCUCAGGGCCCGGCAGCGAGAGAAGAUGAACGAGGAGCACAACAAACGUCUGUCGGAGACGGUGGACAAGCUGCUGUCGGAGUCCAACGAGAGGCUCCAGCUCCACCUGAAGGAGAGGAUGUCGGCCCUGGAGGAGAAGAACACGCUCAUUCGUGAUCUCGAGCACACUAAGAAGCUGAUCGAAGAGGCUCACCAUGAAAAGGAGCAGCUGCUAAUCCAGAUUGAGACCAUGAGGGCUGAGAAUGAGCAGGGCCGGAGCAGGAGUAACUCAAUGCUGCACGGGCGCUCGCAUUUGGGCAGCACCCCGGACUUCAGGUACCCGGUGUCGGCGUCCUCCAUGAUGGACAGCCACUCGGAACACUACAACAGCGCCCUGGUGCUGCGGAGGCCACAGAAGGGCCGUGUCGCCGCCCUCAGGGACGAGCCCUCCAAGGUGCAGACGCUAAACGAGCAGGAGUGGGAGCGCGUGCAGCAGGCCAACGUUCUGGCCAACGUGGCGCACGCCUUCGAGAGCGACAUGGACGUGUCGGACCUGGAGGACGACCGCGAGACCAUCUUCAGCUCGGUGGACCUGCUGUCCCCCGCCGGCCAGGCCGACGCCCAGACCCUCGCACUCAUGCUGCAGGAACAGCUCGACGCCAUCAACAACGAGAUCAGGAUGAUCCAGGAGGAGAAGGAGAGCACGGCGAUUCGUGCGGAGGAGAUCGAGUCGCGGGUGGGCAGCGGCGACAGCCUGGGCGGGCGCUUCCGCUCCAUGAGCUCGUUGCCGCCCACCCUGCUGCCCCCGGGCCACGCCGACUCCGGCUCCUCCCCGCCCGGCUCUGGGAACUCCACCCCCCGCCGGGCCACACGCAGCCCCAACCGAGAGGUGGACCGCAUGGGGGUCAUGACGCUGUCUGAGCAGGAUGACAAGGCCACCAUCCGGUGUGAGACGUCGCCGCCCUCCACCCCGCGCUCCAUGCGCCUCAACAAGGGUGCCAUCCACGCUGCCAGUCACGAGGACAUCCGGGACAUCCGAGGUAUCGCCGCCCUGCAGGACGGCCAGGGCAGCAACCCCAGCAGCAGCAACAGCAGCCAGGACUCCCUGAACAAGGCGGCCAAGAAGAAGAGCAUCAAGUCCUCCAUCGGCCGCCUCUUUGGCAAGAAGGAGAAGGGACGGCCGAGUCCCCCAAGCAAAGACUCCAGCCUGGCCGGCACCCCUGAGUCGGAGAGCUCUCCAGACGCCCUGGCCCUCGGCAAGCUGGGCGGCCCCUCAGACAAGAACAGGAAGCUGCAGAAGAAGCAUGAGCUGCUGGAGGAGGCUCGGCGGCUGGGUCUGCCCUUCGCCCAGUGGGACGGCCCCACGGUCGUGGUCUGGCUUGAGUUGUGGGUAGGGAUGCCCGCCUGGUACGUGGCGGCGUGUCGUGCCAACGUCAAGAGCGGCGCCAUCAUGUCGGCGCUGUCGGACACGGAGAUCCAGCGGGAGAUCGGCAUCAGCAACCCGCUGCACCGCCUCAAGCUGCGGCUAGCUAUACAGGAGAUCAUGUCCCUCACCAGCCCCUCCGCACCGCCCACCUCCAGAACGGAGGAUGACGAGGGCACCUGGGCGCAGACUUUGGCAUAUGGCGACAUGAACCACGAGUGGAUCGGUAACGAGUGGCUGCCCAGCCUGGGCCUGCCUCAGUACCGCAGCUACUUCAUGGAGUCGCUGGUGGACGCACGCAUGCUGGACCACCUGACCAAGAAGGACCUCCGCGGACAGCUCAAGAUGGUGGACAGCUUCCACAGGAACAGCUUCCAGUGUGGGGUGAUGUGCUUGAGGCGUCUCAACUACGAUCGCAAAGAGUUGGAGAGGCGACGAGAGGAAUCGCAAAUGGACAUGAAAGACGUGCUGGUGUGGAGUAACGAGCGUGUGAUCAGCUGGGUGCAGGCCAUCGGGCUGAAGGAGUACGCCAACAACCUCGCGGAGAACGGCAUCCACGGAGCCCUCAUCGCCCUCGACGAGACCUUCGACCACAACACCAUGGCUCUGCUGCUGCAGAUACCACAAAACACACAGGCUCGAGCUAUACUGGAGCGCGAGUACAACAGUCUGUUGAACCUGGGCACCGAGAGGAAGAUGGAGGAGGACGACGAUAAAAACUUCAGGCGAGCGCCCUCUUGGAGAAAGAAGUUCCGUCCGAAAGACGUGCGGGGCAUGAACAUCGGCGCGGCCGACACGCUGCCCGCCAACUUCCGGAUGACCAACAGCACCGCCUCCUCCCCCGCCAUGCAGCCAAAGAAACUCCAGAUGGACGGAGCGCAGAGGCUGGACUCUGCCACGGUCCGGACCUACUCUUGCUAACCCGGCCUACGGGCCCAGCGCAGCCCCGCACUGACUGACUGGCACCAUGUUUAUGCUCAUUAUCUCUAUAGGUGAUGACUUUGCUGAAGAGGUGGACCUCUCACCGAGCUGAGCUCUAGACUGACGAGGACGAGGAUGAGGAAGAGGAUCUCAUUUGCAAAUCUCCCCUCCCCCCCGAUAGCCUCGAGAACAGAUUUUAGAUGUAAUGAUUAUUAUAUUUAUCUGAAAUACCAAUGGGACAUUUCAUUUUAUGUAGUUCUGUUAUGUCUGUAUGUAAAAUUUAUAUUUUUGUUUGCCCCCUUGCCCCCGCACCACCUCUCCCAACAUGGAGACAUGAUUUUGUCUUUGUUACUUGUCUUUUAUCAUGCUUAACUGUCAGAUGUAACUGAAUGUAUCAUGACUCUGAAGUUUGUAUAUUUAUCUUACAAACAUUAUCUAAUCUUUUUACUCUCACCCUGUUAUCGACCAGAUGUACUUUUUUUUCUUUCCUCUCUGCCCUGUUUUGUUUGUUGUUAAUCAAAACUUAAGCUCAAGUGACUUUAUUGUGUGAUUUUUAACUUAAUUUUUUGUUGUCCUUUUUAGUCUUUUUUUUUAAUGCAGCUCUUUAGGUCAACUGUAUUAUGUGAAUAUCAGUACAGGUGCAAAACCGUAAAGACUGAAACUUCUCCUCAAACUGAUGAAACAUGGAUGCUUGGCAGUGGUGCAUGACCCACCCACACCUUUUCCCCUCUUCACCCCGACCGCCACCACCUGUUUUUGGGGACCCUUGUGUGAAGUGACUGGUCCCCCUCUCCUGCUUAACCAAAACGGAACUCUUGAAUAAGCCAUAAAUGGUAGCGUCAACGAGGGCUACUUUUUUCAGAGGCUUUUCUUUUCUUUUUCUUUUAAUAGACAGAGGUGUUUCCCACCGAAAAACCAGGUUGUCCGGUGAUCCUCACGUGCUGAAACUCUCCAUUCCUUUUUUUCUCACCCUCUGCACAAGAGACACGUGCAAAAGCAAAUGCUUCUGUAUGACUGUGCGUGUGUUGAGUGAGGUUGUGUGUGUGUGACUGUGUGUGUGACUGUGUGUGUGUGUGUGUGUGUGUGUGUGUGUGUGUGUGUGUGUGUGUGUGUGUGUGUGUGUGUGUGUGUGUGUGUGUGUGCGUGUGUGUUGCGCUGAAUGCUUCUCUCACAGGACCAAUCCCACUGUGGCCUCAACACUAACCACAUGCCAGCCUCACCAGAUGGGGGGUGCGGCAUGAUCCCACCAACUUUACACAGCUUGACUCAUCCCUUUAUCAAGCCUUAAGCUUCUCUUUCUCUUUCUCCUUCUCCUCUUGUUUGUGUGCAUUGUUUUUAUUUCUAUGUACUCUCUCCAUUCUUUUUGUGUAUCCUUUCAUCAUCGUAUAGGCCUACUUAGAAGUUGCCACUUGUUUUGCCCUUUUCUCUUUUGAAUCAUCUUCAAGGCUGGAUGAUUUUUUUUCUGUCAAGGACAAUAAUAUUGUGAUCAGGUCCCUAUGAACUUUCACGAGCAAAUAAUAUAGAGGAACUGAAGGUGUACCCCCUUAUCCUCCCAGAAAGUGCUGACAUGUUGGUAGUUUGUCAUUGUUAUUUGUGCGAUAGGACUUUAUGCACAUUUCAAAAUCAUGUUUUGAUGUCCUGUUUUGAAAUGGUCUCCCAUAUCACGGUUUAAAACUCUCCUGAUCUUGUAACAGAAAUGAUGUACAGUCUGAGUACUUAUGAACUAUUUUUAUCACAGUAUUAUUUAUUGCUUCCUUUCAAUAAAAUACUGAAACUUA
Molecule: messenger RNA, 6326 nt
Organism: Engraulis encrasicolus (European anchovy)
Lineage: Eukaryota; Metazoa; Chordata; Actinopteri; Clupeiformes; Engraulidae
Gene: ppfia1
Product: PTPRF interacting protein alpha 1
Exons: 29
Coding region: 940-4548 (1202 amino acids)
Biological process (GO): synapse organization
Cellular component (GO): presynaptic active zone
Molecular function (GO): protein binding
Source: RefSeq, a predicted model, not a curated record